AGGCAGCGAGCCGCGCGCUCCGCCCCCUCCCCCCGGGCUGUCGCCGCCGCCGCCGCCGCCACCUCGCCGCCUCAGCCUGGCGGGGAGGAGGAGGAGGAGCACCAGGCCUCCGGGCCCCGGCACCGCCGCCCUCAGGACAUUUCUGAUUCAUUUGCAUCCUUGAAGAGCAUCUGUAGAAGAGGAAGGAAAAGAUGGGUGUGAAAACAUUUACUCAUAGCUCCUCUUCCCACAGCCAGGAAAUGCUUGGGAAGCUAAAUAUGCUGCGAAAUGAUGGACAUUUUUGUGAUAUCACUAUUCGUGUCCAGGACAAAAUCUUCCGGGCACAUAAGGUGGUACUAGCAGCUUGCAGUGAUUUCUUUCGCACCAAACUUGUAGGCCAAGCAGAGGAUGAGAACAAGAAUGUGUUGGAUUUGCAUCAUGUUACAGUGACUGGCUUUAUACCCCUUUUAGAAUAUGCUUACACAGCCACUCUGUCAAUUAACACGGAAAAUAUCAUUGAUGUGCUAGCUGCAGCCAGCUAUAUGCAAAUGUUUAGUGUUGCCAGCACCUGCUCAGAGUUCAUGAAAUCAAGCAUUUUAUGGAAUACACCCAACAGCCAACCAGAAAAGGGUCUAGAUGCUGGACAAGAAAAUAACUCUAACUGCAAUUUUACUUCUCGAGAUGGAAGUAUUUCGCCUGUGUCUUCAGAGUGCAGUGUGGUAGAAAGAACCAUUCCUGUCUGCCGAGAGUCCCGGAGAAAGCGCAAAAGCUACAUUGUUAUGUCUCCUGAAAGUCCUGUAAAGUGUAGCACGCAAACAAGUUCUCCCCAGGUAUUGAAUUCUUCAGCUUCCUACUCAGAAAAUAGAAAUCAACCAGUUGAUUCUUCUUUAGCUUUUCCCUGGACUUUUCCUUUUGGAAUUGAUCGAAGGAUUCAGCCUGAUAAGGUUAAGCAGGCAGAAAAUACACGGACUUUAGAAUUACCUGGCCCAUCUGAGACAGGGAGAAGAAUGACUGAUUAUGUGACUUGUGAGAGCACAAAAACUGCCUUGCCUAUGGGUACUGAAGAAGAUGUCCGGGUCAAAGUAGAAAGGUUAAGUGAUGAGGAGGUCCAUGAGGAAGUGUCUCAGCCUGUCAGUGCAUCUCAGAGUUCACUGAGUGAUCAGCAGACAGUGCCAGGAAGUGAACAAGUCCAAGAAGACCUUCUGAUUAGUCCACAGUCUUCCUCUAUAGGCUCAGUGGAUGAAGGCGUCACUGAAGGGUUACCUACACUUCAGAGCACUUCUAGCACUAAUGCUCAUCCAGAUGAUGAUGAUCGAUUGGAAAAUGUUCAGUAUCCCUACCAACUCUACAUUGCUCCUUCUACCAGCAGUACAGAACGACCAAGUCCAAAUGGUCCAGAUAGACCUUUUCAGUGUCCAACGUGUGGGGUACGAUUCACCCGUAUUCAGAACCUAAAACAGCACAUGCUCAUCCACUCAGGAAUUAAACCAUUUCAGUGUGACCGCUGUGGGAAAAAGUUCACCAGGGCUUACUCGCUAAAGAUGCAUCGCCUAAAGCAUGAAGGUAAACGCUGUUUCCGGUGCCAGAUAUGUAGUGCCACUUUCACUUCCUUCGGGGAAUAUAAACACCACAUGAGGGUUUCCCGGCACAUUAUCCGCAAGCCUCGGAUUUACGAGUGCAAAACAUGUGGCGCCAUGUUCACCAACUCUGGAAAUUUAAUCGUGCACCUGAGGAGUCUGAACCAUGAAGCGUCAGAGCUAGCAAACUACUUCCAGAGCAGUGAUUUCCUAGUACCGGACUACUUAAACCAGGAGCAAGAAGAGACCCUUGUUCAGUAUGAUCUUGGAGAACACAGUUUUGAAAGCAACUCCUCUGUUCAAAUGCCUGUAAUUUCACAGGUCUCCUCGACCCAGAAUUGUGAAAGCACUUUCCCCUUGGGGUCUCUUGGUGGGCUGGCAGAAAAAGAGGAAGAAAUGCCAGAGCAGCCAAAGACCAGUGCUUGUACUGAGGCAACCAGAGAUGACCCCCCAAAAUCAGAGCUGUCUUCUAUAACCAUUGAGUAAUUUCAUGGUUUGGCUUCAUUUUUGGUUUUUGGAAAGUGCCUGUGCUUGGUCUUGUACAUUUAAAUUUAAUUAAUUUUUUAAACAAAAAAGGGUUUGGGAAAGAAUUUCCCUUUUUACUUUGUAAGCCCCACAACUGAUGUUUUAUUUUUCAUGACUGAGAGAUUGUUUCUGUAAGUGCACAAUAACACGAUGUUGAAACAUAAUUGAAACUAUGAGACUUAGGGAGAACCAGUUGACCUAAGGCAUAUAUCAGUUCUUCUUCCAUUAUUAAAAGUAGGCUAACGAGAUCAUUAGGUAAAGAAGAAUUCAGAUGGUUGUUGACCUUCCUGAGAUGAAAGGGUACACCAGAAACAAAUUACUGAACAGAAUUUGGCAGGUAGCCUGAAUACAUGUUUACUCCUUAUAAACAGGACAUUGUACAGUAUUUUGUAAAGCCUGUUGGUUUUAGAAAUAUUUACCGUAAGCUUUCCUAAAAAUUAUUAGGGUAAAUACUUCUGGAAUCCAAUGUACUCUUUUCUCCUCUUCUUUUUUUUUAAGCUUUGUCAUUUCUGUUAUUUUUCACAGUAAAAAUUUGGUGUUGGGAUAGCAUCCCCUGAACUUUUUUAGUACCACUCCAAAUAAUCUUUCUUCCAUGAAAUCAGAGAACCGUGAUUGAGAAUAGUCAGGCUGUGCAUGAAAUGACCAGGAGUGGAAAAAUGAAGUACAUAAAUCUCAGCUUUAUAGGAACUCUUUUAAUACUGCUUUUCUGACUAAAAUUGUUGUUUACCUACCUGGUCUUUGAAUGUCAGUGCCUGGCUAAUUAGGUCAUUGCCUAAAUCAUUUUUCCUCUUGCCCCAUAAACAAUAUUUCCUCUUGCAUAUACUGGCAUGACAUCAUAUAAAGGAAAAAUAUUGGAGAUAGCGAUAUAUUUAUAUCUAGGUUUAUGUAAUCUUGGGGAUGUUUCUAUUGUGCUAAUUUGGACAAAAUAAAAGAAUUCUGUUAAGGCUACGGUUCUUAACCCAGCUAAGAUGGUUUACAAAGUUCCAUAUGUCAGUGAUACUUUGUUUUUUGUUCCAUAAUAUUUUUAGAUAUUGCCAAGUUUAUUAAAAGGGUUAGUGUAGUUUUUACACAAUGUAAGCAAUAAUGUAAGAGAUAAGAGGCUUUAAAUUAAUGAUCUAUGACUCAACAAUCUAGGGGGGAAAAGAAUCAUUAAGACUAAAAAAACUAAAAACCUUAAAUUAAUAUCACCUCUUUUGCUGCUAAAAAAAUGAAAUUUCCUGUUUAUAGUUGAAAUUAAUGUGAUAUUCUAGACUGGAGUAUACUUUUCAUCUGGUGCCAUUAAAGCAUCACUGACCUUGACCCUAAAUAUUCAUGAGUCCAUGAACAAUGAACUUCUGAAUAACUUUUUUUCUAUGUAUAUACCCAAAGUUUAAUAAUUAUGAAAACACCUGAUUAUAUUAGAAAAAGAAACUAAAUACAGUUUCUUAUUCAAAACAAGAGACCUGAAUUUUUGUCUGGGUGCUAGACCUUAAUAAUAAAAUUAAUUUUUAAGUUAUAGUGAUUUUACUUGUUUCAUUUUUUAAUUGGCUAAUUCUGUGAUUGAUUUUCCUCCCAUAAAUAUAAAGGAAGGGAAAGUAAAUGCAUUGAAGAUUUUUUUUUUCCAGGUAGCAUUCUUUUUCUAGAUUCUGCUGUCUUUACCUUGUUUUCAACUCCUUAUCUCCGUCUUGAACCUGUUUUCCCUCUUUGCUCCCAAACAUAGGUAUAUUACCUUCAGGAAGAACAACAUACACAAGUGAUGAAGGGCUUUCCACCCUUUAUGCUUCUUUACUAAUAGGGUUGAAUUACUUUUUUGCAACCGACUGGGAUACUUCAUUAGUAAUAGUACUGCUGUGUCUUGACUAGAAAGGUCAGGAAUUUUUAUUUUAAUGUCAUACAUAUACAUAUUCUUGAAAAUUAUUAUGCCUACCAAUGGAUAAACCUUGGAGUUAAUUUUAAAGUCUUAUAUUGGCAAAACAAAGAAUAGGUAAAAUUAUGACCAGGAAUCAUUGUUGCCUUUAGUUCUGAGAGUUGUUUUGUUUUGUUUUUAAGGAAGCAAAAAGAAGGAAGGAAGAAAAAACAAAGAAAUAGGGUUAAAGAAAAGAAAACUGGGGAUUUGUAUGGUUGAACGCAUUUAAGCACAUCCCCUAUCCUGAGAACUCUACGUUAAAAGAGGCCACAAUUUUGGCAGCUCUGAAGUGGUCUGUGUUCUCAGAAAUGUAGGAUUACUACUACUGGCUAUUCUUUCCCAAAUGGAAACUUAAGAUUUUCAUUGGUAAUUACAAAUUGCACAGAUUUCCAAGUUUAAUGAAAAAAUUGAAUAUACUAUGAAAAUGUAAACUUGGUUUGUUUAUUCCACAAAUCUUAUCAAUACAAGUAGCUAACAAGUAUUUAACAUAAAAUGAUAUAAACAGAGGCCUUUUUUCUCUUUCAUUGAGGCUCUGCAUUUUUCUUGAUAGACAGUUUAAGGAUUUUUAGCUUAUGGAUCUGUUUUAAGAAACUAAGCUGCAAGGGAUAAAUUUAUGUACAUAGUGUUACUUAGGUUUUUUAAAAUUCAUCGAAGAGAAGGAUACUUGAAUGUAUAAGUUUAACCAGAACAUAUGGAAGACAUUGCAAAGAGGUGAAAGCCAGUUAUAUUAUCCCAUCCAUUAGAAAUUGCCAGUGAAACUAAACAAAAAAUUCCAGUUUAGAAUACUUAAGCAUAGUUCUUUGUUAAGGCCCAAGAGGGUAACUUUGUGAUAUUUAAAGGGCUUAAAUUUUAGGAUGCAGGAUAAAUUGCCUUUUUAAAAACAAGUAUUUUAUACAAGAAAAGCAUUUAUUUUCCGUUUUUAUGCUACCAAAUAGGUGUGAUACACUUUAGAAAUGAGUAAAGAUGCUUGCUGCGAUACUGGAUGUUACAGCUCCUGCAGUUAUUCUUUCCAUUUUUAGGGGUAUAUUCUAACAAUGGAAGCGUCUAGCAUGACAGUGAUUGUAAUGAUUCAGAAACAAAAGGAUUAAUAUUGGGUUUUUUUUAUUUCAAAUUUUUUAUAAAUGGAUACAGAUGGAAAUUAUCAUCCAAAAUUCAUUUAAAUGAAUUUCUCUUAUUUGGAAUUUCAAGUAAUCUUCUUAAUUUGUAUUUCACAUAAUUAGUUGCACAUUUGAUUACAUUGCCAGUUUUUAAAGUUCUCAGUUUCAGUGAGACAAAGUGUACUAAAGUGUUUAGCGUCAUUCAGUCUUACAUUUUUAACCUCUCAGCAACCAUUCUGGGUUAAAUAAUUUGGCUCCAUGUUAUGACACAUGCCCUUUGGUUUUAAAAACAAACAGAAGAACUUGUGUUUUGUUACAAUAUUUUAUCAAAUGGAAUGGACUAGUCAGCAUAUCUAAUGCAGUAUCAUUGGUACUUCCGUUACCUUCUGACUACUGAGCCAGACUCUCCCCAUUGUAUAAGUGAUUCCCUGGGAACCUUUGGAAGCUGUAUCAACUCUUUCAGUCUUUUAUUUGGUCUCUCACUAUUUUAUUUUUGUACUCAAUCUAAAUAGAGGCCAAUUAUCUUGUUUAGUGGCUGUUAAUUUUGAAGAUUCUCAGAUCAGUUUUAGUCUCUUAGAUUUGUAGUCCCUGAAAAAUACAUUACUGUAUAAGGUAAGGGCAACUCUCUACUAUACCACAUGGAGAGAAUCAUUGUUAUUGCUUGAUGAAUGAACAAUCCUAAAAUUGUAGUAUCUUAACUGAAAGGAGUUUGAGAUUUGAUGAAUUGAUGAAGAGAUUUCAUGUGGCACUUACUCUAUUUUCACUCAUCUGCAAAAUGUGAAGUUAAAACUCUGAAAUAUGCAUCCAAGUGAGGGCGAAUAGUUUUCUAGAUAUUAAUAUUAACUGGGGGAGGGAGUGACUAGUAAAGUUUGCAUUUGGAAGCGACCCAAAGUUGCUAAAAGGUAAUAAAGGUGAUUUUCACUCUAAGUUAUUGACAUAAGAUACUUUAUUUAUAAUAUAUUUAGAGUUUAAAAGUAACUGAGAGAAGAAUGUAUAGAAACUAGAUUUUUCUUUUCUGAAGCAGUGGAACAAAAUUGGGGAGAGUUCUAUUAUAUAAACACAUCUAUGAGGAAUAUUUAUAGCUAAGCAUACUCCUUUAGCUUUAAGCUAAAAUGGUCAAAAUUUAAAUUUAUUUUUUAUUUUGCUUAUACCCACUUUUUUAGUCUCAUAUUGCUUGACUGAAUGUGAUGAUAUAGGCUAUUUUUAUUUGGAAAGUCCUCAGCAAGCUGAAUUUGCCAAAAGCAAUAAUGGUUCAGAUUAAACAGUGAAGUGGAAUUGAACCAAUUUCCAGGUUCAACUAAGGAGCAGACAUUCUGUGGAUAUUUUGUUCUUAGAUUAUAAAUGUGUUGAAAUUUAUUAAUGGGGGAGUUAAGCUUAUAUCAGAUUAUGGGGUGUAGACUCUUAGUGACAUCCUAGUUGUACUUUUUUUUUUUUUUACCUCAUACUAAACUAAUGCAGUUAGAUAUUUCCACUACGUUGUAGUGAUUAUAUUUUUAUGAUAGAAAAAAACAGUUCCAGGUCUUUACAGAUAGUCUGUGCGGAGAUGUCAGGCGAUGUUAUUGGAAUCUCAGUUUGGCAGUAUCCAAAAUACGAAACUGCCUUAAAGUGCUUAUGCUACUUUAAGUAAGCUUCCUCCGUGCAUGCCCCAUGCCAGUUACAACUAAUACCAAGGUUCCUGUGUAUAUAAUAGUUUACAAAGAAUUUAAAAGUUGAGACCAUUGACUGAAAACAAAAACUUUUUAAAAAAAAUUUUUUUUAACUUUAAAAAUUUUAAUUUCAGUUUGAAGUGCCUGGUUUAUAAAAUCUAAUUAUUUGAUUAUUGCCUUUCUCUUUUAAAUUGACUAAUUUUUCUGAGUAAGCUUAAAGCCCUGGGUUCAGUUUUGAUGAUUUAUUGACAAAAUCGCUGCUCGAUGGUUUGAGGGGCUAGUGUCAUGACUUUUAUUAAAUUAUCCUUGUUUUUCCAAAUGCUGGACUAACUAUAUCCAGAUUUCAUAAUCCAGUUAAGCUAAAAAAUCAUCCUGUAAUUGAAUGUUCAGGUUACCAAAGUACAUCACCUUUAAGAAAGGAUAAAUCUUCCCUACUUCAAGAGGAGCCAGUCAUCUCCCCUUAACACAUGUUUCCAUUGGCAUUUAGUGGAAGCUGUGUUCAUUUAAAGGUGGGAAGCCUUUCGUGCAGUUCCUAGAAACAUCUGUUUUCUAGAGAGAACCUUUUCUGUAAAUGUGUUUUCUCUAAAAGCUUUGUUUUAUUUCAGUUAUCAGUUUAAUUUUCAAGUUGAUAGAUGCUAUGUAAAGUCUGUCAUACUGAGAGCAGUCCAUUAAAUUACUGAACGUUGCACUGCUUCUCAUCUUUCAGGUGCCUGAAAUGAAUGCCACCAGGUAUUUGGAAGGAGUAAGAUCAUAAGUAUUCAUUUUCUUCCUUAUACAAAGUGAUGGCUUCUAAUGCAUAUAUUUCAAGAUAAUGAAAAAGAAAAAAAAAAAAACAGUCCCUAAUAGAGUAAAAUUUGGUUUUGAUCCAAGUCCCAAUAAUAUAUUUGAUUUUUCUGUUGUUACUGGUGCCUCCUGUUGCAUCAGAUAGAGAUUGCCUGCCUCUUUGUAGGGCACCCUUGUGGCACCUUAUGUCCAAUUGGAAGAUAGUAUAUGGCAUGUUUGUGCCUCUACUAUCUUUUCAAAAGCCAUUUUAUAAAAAUCCUAGGUAGCCUAUUUUAAUAUUUAAAUAUAUAUAUUUGUGAGAUGCUUUUAGAACAGACUUUUUUUUUUACUUUGAAAUUCCUGUAUUCUCAUUUUUAAGAGUAAAUUAAAAUUUUCCAGAUUAAGACUUGUCUUUUUCCACAGCAGCAUAAUGAGAAAGUCAGAUUGAAUUUGACCAUACUUCAGUGAUAGAAGAAAUUGAUGUCUGGUUACAGGAGACAGAUACGAAGGGAAAAUUGUUUUGAUGUCACAGAAAUGAAUUUUUAAAUAAAAUUGUGGUUUUGUUUCUGUAAUUUCAUAUUUGCUGCUACAGUAGCUCAAUAUUUUACAGAGCUAACAUAUAAAUCUGGCUCCAUUUAAAAACUGGAGUACUUUCUAGUACAACCAGCCUGGGAGGAAACUGUGCACCACAGUUUUCCAGAUGGGUGACUGACUGCUUUGUUUAGCCGAUGCAUGCUUAAUAUUUUCCUAUAGGCCAACAUCAAGGAAGUCUGGGGGAAACUUUUUUACCUUGCAGCAUUAUGAUUCUUUUUGGGCACUGGCAUUUUGUGAAGCCCUUGGGGGAGGGUAAUGCUGGAGCAGAAAUGUGAAUUAAGUAUGUGGAUGGGUGUUUUUAUGUCUUCUACCCUCUCCUAGAACCAGUACAACUCUCUUAACUGUGCCAGUUCCCAGUUCACCAGCUUUGUAUCCAGUUGUCAUCUCAUUUAAAUAUGGCUUUACUUGGUGACAGUGGCCAUAGCUAAGUUACUUGGCAUGUUUGACUUUCAACAAUAACGAAAAUGGUUUUGGAUUUUGUUUUCUUUUAUUUCCUAAAAAUGUAUACAAUGUCAGAAGUUCACAUUUUAUAUACUAGUAUCUGGCUAUUAGUAUUUUACAGGAACCAUAGUUCUUGGUGACUUCAUAUAUAUAUAUAUAUAUUUUUGUGACUUUUUUGUAAACUAAGUGCCGUUUCAACGUUACAAUCAUUUUUAGAGUUAUUGUAAUCAAUGUGAAUAUCAUGUUUUUCCAACUCUGUUCUGAGCCUAUAGUGUUUGCUUUGUGAACAUAUGUGUAUUGUAUAUAUUCUGUAUAGUUACAUUGUACUGAAAUAUUAGCUUGUUUGAUAUAAGGAAAGUAUGUAUUGAGUACCUUUUUGCUAGCCUGGUUGUUUAAUCUUUUUUAAAAAGGUUUAAACUUUUUAAAAAAAAAAUCUUUAAACUGGCCUUUAUUACAUGGUCACAAAUAAAGUUGCAGUUAGAAGGGAUGGGCAGGGAAAAACUAGUUUUGAGUGUCUUUGAAUAGAAACAUAAGACUAAGAUUUUUUUUCUCAUUAAAAUAUCUUAUUAAUGCUUUAUGGAGUAAAA
Ailuropoda melanoleuca (giant panda) is the source of this 9093-nucleotide messenger RNA. It is a transcript of the gene ZBTB44, whose product is annotated as zinc finger and BTB domain containing 44. Gene Ontology annotation, molecular function: protein binding; DNA-binding transcription factor activity, RNA polymerase II-specific; RNA polymerase II cis-regulatory region sequence-specific DNA binding. Bases 192 to 2042 code for a protein of 616 amino acids. The record is from RefSeq and is a predicted model, not a curated record. The transcript has 6 exons. NCBI's taxonomy places the organism in Eukaryota, Metazoa, Chordata, Mammalia, Carnivora, Ursidae. Gene Ontology annotation, biological process: regulation of transcription by RNA polymerase II.